AUGUACCAAGUCCGCUACGCCACUGAGGCCGACAUGCCAGAUUUAUGCGAAAUCAAUUAUGUCAGCUUCAAGAAAUAUCGCUUCCGCUCUGCCGUGUUCCCUGAAUCUGAUCCUGCGACUCUGAAAAGUUUCAAGGCACUUAAUGGGAUGAAGCAGAUGGCAAACCCUGAGAUGCAUAUUGUUACGGUGAACGAUUCGACAACUGGUCGUGUUGUUGGGUAUGCCCGGUGGCUUAUUCCGGAAAUUCUCGGAGUACCUCCUCAUACAUGUAGCCUUAGUGAAAGAGGGGCCGCGCAGGCAGCUGCCGCUGAAAGUCCACUGAUACAUGCCCCUCGACCUAUGAACGAAGGGCUUUUUUUCGCACCUAGAAAGCUCCUAGGGGGUGCACGGAAGAGACACACUACAUCUCGAGACAUGGUUCUAGAUUUUCUAGCUACUCUACCUACAUAUCGUGGUCGCGGAAUAGGCUCCGCACUGUUGGAAUGGGGCGUCAAAAUGGCGGACACACUGCAUGCGCGAAUAUAUCUUGAGGCAACAUGCGCUGGCGUACCCUUAUAUCGGAAGUAUGGAUGGAAGAUAGAAGAAGAGGUUGUAUUGAAUUUGGAGCCAUAUGGGGAAUGUGGAAUGGAGGUUUUCACUCUCAUGUUGCGUGAGCCGGUGCCAGUCGAUGAGUCUUUAAUAUGA
Molecule: messenger RNA, 684 nt
Organism: Penicillium macrosclerotiorum
Lineage: Eukaryota; Fungi; Ascomycota; Eurotiomycetes; Eurotiales; Aspergillaceae
Exons: 2
Coding region: 1-684 (227 amino acids)
Molecular function (GO): acyltransferase activity, transferring groups other than amino-acyl groups
Source: RefSeq, a predicted model, not a curated record